Messenger RNA from Drosophila hydei, 4994 nucleotides. RefSeq names its product DNA-directed RNA polymerase I subunit RPA1 (gene RpI1). NCBI's taxonomy places the organism in Eukaryota, Metazoa, Arthropoda, Insecta, Diptera, Drosophilidae. The coding region runs from base 1 to 4950 and encodes 1649 amino acids. Gene Ontology annotation, molecular function: DNA binding; DNA-directed RNA polymerase activity. The record is from RefSeq and is a predicted model, not a curated record. The transcript is spliced from 10 exons. Gene Ontology annotation, cellular component: RNA polymerase I complex. Gene Ontology annotation, biological process: DNA-templated transcription.
AUGGGUUCAAGGAGACCGCCUGAUGUGCACAUGUUUCCCUCGGAUCUGGAGUUCGCUGUGUUCACACCAGAGGAAGUAAAAAAACUAAGUGUAGUGAAAAUAAUAACUGGCCUCACAUUUGAUGCAUUGGGACACCCGAUACCCGGUGGCCUAUAUGACAUACGAUUGGGGUCUUAUGGCCGAUGCAUGGAUCCUUGCGGUACAUGCCUGAAAAUGCAAGAUUGUCCUGGCCACAUGGGCCACAUUGAACUGGGCUCACUGGUGUACAAUCCGUUCUUUAUCAAACUGGUGCAGCGUUUAUUGUGCAUAUUCUGUCUCCACUGUCACAAACUGCAAAUGAAAGAUCAUGAACGGGAGAUUGUCAUGCUUCAAUUGCGCCUAAUCGAUGCCGGAUAUAUUAUUGAGGCACAAGAACUGGAAGUGUUUAAAUCAGAAAUUGUUUGCCAGAACACCGAUGCGAUGGUGAAACUGGACAACGGCGAUGCCGUACACCCACGUAUUGCAGCGGUCAACGAGCUUUUGGCCAAAAAUGUGAGCAAUAUCAGCAACUCUACCAAAACAAGCUGCUCCUUACGUACAGCCAUUACGCAUGCUGCUCUGCAGCGAGGUUCCAGCAAAAAGUGUAGACACUGCAACAAGUCUAUGCGCUUUGUGCGCUAUUUGCAUCGCCGUCUCGUCUAUUAUGUGACCAUUGCCGAUUUGAAGGAACGGAUGAGCAAUAUUCCCGAAACCAGUGGCCAGAACAAGGUCAUAUUUGCAGAUGAAUGUCGUCGCUAUCUACGAAAGAUCUUUGAAAAUUAUCCACAGUUUCUUAAGCUGCUCGUACCUGUGCUUAACAUGAACAGCAGCGAGUCGAGUAUUAACGGCGACUGCUCGCCCGUUGAUAUAUUUUUUAUGGAUACGAUACCAGUUACACCGCCGCGAGCACGUCCAAUGAAUGUUAUUAACGACAUGAUGAAAGGGAAUCCACAGACGGACAUCUAUGUUAACAUAAUUGAGAAUAAUCAUGUGCUUAAUGUGGUGCUCAAGUUUAUGAAGGGACAUCAAGACAAACUGAGUGACCAAGCUAGAUCAGCCUAUCAAAAUAUGCGUGGCGCCAGCAGUCAUGAAAAGCUUUAUAAUGCCUGGUUGGCAUUGCAGAGCUCCGUAGAUGUGUUGCUCGACGUCAACAUGUCGCGAGAUAUCAAGUCCGCCGAGGGUCUUAAGCAAGUGCUAGAAAAAAAGGAGGGUCUUAUACGGAAGCACAUGAUGGGUAAACGUGUUAAUUACGCUGCACGUACGGUCAUAACGCCCGAUCCCAAUAUCGAUGUAGAUGAGAUCGGUAUACCAGACAUAUUUGCACGCAAACUGUCCUAUCCGGUGCCGGUUACUGAAUGGAAUGUCAUUGAGUUGCGCAAAAUGGUCAUGAAUGGUCCAGAAGUGCACCCAGGCGCUAAUUACAUACAAGACAGCAAAGGCUUGACUACCUACAUACCCGCUGACAAUGCGUCCAAACGGGCCAGUAUGGCUAAAUUGUUGCUAUCCAAUCCAAAGGAUGGCGUCAAGAUUGUCCACCGCCAUGUCCUAAAUGGUGAUGUGCUGCUUCUCAAUCGUCAACCUUCGCUCCAUAAGCCUUCCAUAAUGGCGCACAAGGCUCGUAUACUGCAUGGCGAAAAAACUUUUCGUCUUCACUACUCCAAUUGCAAGGCAUACAAUGCAGAUUUCGAUGGUGACGAGAUGAAUGCGCACUAUCCACAAAGCGAAGUGGCACGUGCUGAAGCCUACAAUCUAGUGAACGUGGCCAGCAACUACCUGGUACCCAAGGACGGUACUCCACUAGGAGGUCUUAUUCAGGAUCAGGUUAUAUCGGGUGUCAAACUGUCCAUACGCGGCCGCUUCUUCAAUCGCGAAGAUUAUCAGCAGUUGGUCUUCCAGGGCCUGUCGCAUCUUAAAGGUGAUGUCAAGUUGCUUCCACCAGCCAUAUUAAAGCCAGCAACAUUGUGGUCUGGCAAGCAAGUGCUUUCGACCAUAAUUAUUAAUCUGAUACCGGAUGGAUACGAGCGCAUCAACUUGGAUUCCUUUGCCAAAAUAGGCGGCAAGAAUUGGAAUGUGGCCAGAUCGCGUACUCCAUUGUGUGGCUCAACUCCUCUAGAGCAAGAGUUGAGUGAGAGUCAGGUGCAAAUACGUAAGGGUGAGCUUCUUGUGGGCGUUCUGGACAAGCAGCAGUAUGGCGCAACAACUUUUGGUCUGAUCCACUGCAUGUAUGAGCUGUAUGGAGGCGAUGUAUCCACGCGCCUGCUUACCGCCUUCACAAAGGUGUUUACGUUCUUCCUGCAACUCGAGGGCUUCACCUUAGGCGUCAAAGACAUUUUGGUAACCGAAGAGGCAGACCGCAAGCGUCGCAAGAUCAUUCACGAGUGUCGCGAUAUAGGCAAUAGUGCCGUUGCUGCUGCUCUGGAGUUGGAAGAUGUGCCACCACAUGAUGAACUGGCCGAGCAAAUGGAAGCUGCAUAUGUUAAGGAUACUAAAUUUCGGGUCUUGCUUGAUCGCAAAUACAAAUCGAUGUUAGAUGGCUACACAAAUGACAUUAACAAAACUUGUCUGCCUGGUGGGCUUAUCAGCAAGUUUCCAUCAAACAAUCUACAGUUGAUGGUGUUAUCUGGCGCCAAAGGCUCCAUGGUUAACACCAUGCAAAUCUCUUGCCUGCUAGGUCAAAUUGAGCUGGAAGGCAAACGACCUCCGUUGAUGAUAUCUGGAAAAUCUCUGCCUAGUUUUACAUCAUUUGAGACAUCGCCGAAAUCGGGCGGCUUUAUUGAUGGACGUUUUAUGACAGGUAUACAGCCACAGGACUUUUUCUUUCACUGCAUGGCUGGUCGUGAAGGUCUCAUCGAUACAGCUGUUAAAACAUCACGCUCCGGUUAUCUGCAGCGUUGUUUAAUCAAGCACUUGGAGGGAUUAAGCGUGCACUAUGACCUGACUGUGCGCGAUAGUGACAAUAGUGUGGUGCAGUUUCUUUACGGCGAGGAUGGUUUGGACAUACUAAAGUCCAAGUUCUUUAACGGAAAAUUCUGCGCUGAUUUUCUUGCACAAAAUUCUAAAGCCGUUCUGCGGCCUAGCCAACUGCAGCUAAUGAAGGAUGAAGAGUGCCUCGCCAAAGUGCAGCGCCACGAGAAACACAUACGAAACUGGCAGAAGAAGAAACCAGCCAAAUUGCAUGCCGCAUUCACUCACUUUUCGAAGGAGCUUCGGAACGAAGUGGAAGUUACACGACCCAAUGAAAUAAAUUCCAAGACGGGACGCAGACGAUUUGAUGAGGGUCUGCUCAAUUUGUGGAAAAAGGCAGAUGCCGAGGACAAAGCAUUAUAUCGGAAGAAAUAUGCACGCUGUCCCGAUCCCACCGUGGCCGUAUAUAAGCAAGAUAACUACUAUGGAUCAGUCUCGGAGCGCACGCGUCAAUUAAUCAAUGACUAUGCGAUUAAGCAUCCGACACAGAAACAAAUUAUAGCAGACAUUAUGCACAUGAAGAGCAUAAAGGCGCUGGCGUCGCCUGGAGAACCGGUGGGUUUGAUUGCAGCUCAGUCGAUUGGCGAGCCUUCCACCCAGAUGACAUUGAACACCUUCCAUUUUGCUGGUCGUGGUGAAAUGAACGUCACUCUGGGUAUACCGCGCUUGCGUGAAAUUCUUAUGUUAGCUUCAUCAAACAUCAAGACCCCUUCAAUGGAUAUACCCAUCAAACCAGGACAGCAGCAUAAUGCGGAGAAGCUGCGUAUUUCUCUCAACUGUGUGACAUUAGCCAGUCUGCUGGAAUUCGUGCAGAUCAACACAAGUUUGACGCUGGAACCAGAACGAGCAUAUGUCUACGAAUUGUACUUUAAAUUCCUCCCACGCGAUAUGUACAAGGAGGAUUACAGUGUGCGGCCUAAACGUAUUAUAAAAUACAUGCACCAGACAUUCUUCAAGCAGCUUAUUCGCGCUAUUCUAAAGGUGUCAAAUGCCAAGAAAACAUCAAAAAUAAUCGUGGUAGAUGAGAAAAAGGAGGGUGGCAACAAAAUGGACGAAGACAAUGAUCAAGAGUUGGAUGCAGCUGAUGAUGUUGGUGCACAAAAAGUAGCAGACAAUGAUGACGACUCCUCAGAUGAUGGCGGUGAUGAUGAUGCGACUGGCAUUAAGCUUAAGCAGCGUAAAACGGACGAAAAGGACUAUGACGAUCCGGAUGAUGCUGAAGAAAUUAUAGACGCUAAUGACGAUGAAGACGAGCCCGAUGAAGAUGGUGAAGAUGGAAAUGAACUGGCAAACGAAGAAAAUGGUGAAAUGGAUGACAAAUCAGUGGAAAAGCUACUUGGAAAUCAAAUGGUACAGGAUUACACCUACGACAAAGAUCAGCAUCUUUGGUGCAAAGUGAAACUUAACCUCAGUGUACGCUACCAAAAGCCUGAUCUGACAUCCAUUAUACGCGAAUUGGCCGCAAAGAGUAUUGUACAUCAGGUGCCGCAUAUAAAGCGUGCUAUUAUCUACAAGGGUAAUGACGAUGAACAACUACUGAAAACGGAUGGCAUUAACAUUGGUGAAAUGUUCCAACACAACAAAAUCUUGGAUCUGAAUCGUUUGUACUCCAACGAUAUUCAUGCUAUAGCACGUACAUAUGGUAUCGAAGCUGCGACCCAGGUCAUUGUCAAGGAAGUUAGCAAUGUAUUCAAGGUUUAUGGAAUUACUGUAGAUCGCAGGCAUUUGUCCCUGAUUGCCGAUUACAUGACUUUUGACGGUACUUUCCAGCCGCUUUCACGCAAAGGCAUGGAACACUCUUCUUCACCAUUACAGCAAAUGUCAUUUGAAUCAAGCUUGCAGUUCUUGCGCAACGCAGCUGGUUUCGGUCGCCCCGACGAGCUAAAUUCCCCAUCAAGUCGACUAAUGGUGGGCCUACCUGUAAGAAACGGCACAGGUGCUUUUGAAUUGUUAACGAAAAUAUGCUAAUUACUAAUUACAAUUUGUUUUAAUAAAUAAUGGCUCCGUUUUCA